Molecule: messenger RNA, 315 nt
Organism: Soboliphyme baturini
Lineage: Eukaryota; Metazoa; Nematoda; Enoplea; Dioctophymatida; Soboliphymatidae
Source: the annotation of a GenBank genome assembly
AUGGCUGAAGCAAAAACGCAGUUAUUCGUGACCGGAAUCAACCAGCAUCAUUCGAAGAGCACCGAAAAUGAGAGGCCAAAUCCUGUAAACACGGAGGAUCAACCGACCGACAACUGGGCGUCUUCCACAACCAUAAUCUUUCUUCUUCCGGCUACGCUGACAGCAUCGCCGGUGCGAAACGUCGUAAACAGCUGCGCUGUGCAUCGCUGCAUCUUGCGGGCGGUAUUUAGACAGCAGACGAUGACGACGUUGAACAAGAACGACGUCGACAUAAGCAAUCCCCGAAUUUCUACAUCAAAACUACGCCAACGCUAA